AUGGACUUGCUCAAUUCGUUUCUGGCCGUCGGAUCGACCCUUGGAGUGACCGCGGCCGCUGCUUGCGUGGUGGACGGUGGUUGGCUUCGUGCGGGUGGCUCGCUUCUCAUUCGCCCCCUCUCUCUGUCGCCCCCGAUUGAACCCAAGCCGCCGCUCGCCGCUGGCCGUCCUCCUCGACCAGAGAGGGAGGGCGCCGCCAUCGCCACCAGUCCACCAUGGCCUCCUCCUCCUCGCUUCGGAUCCCCGCACCAACCCACCACCCCGCCGAAGAGGGCGCGUCCGCGGCGGCUGCCCUUCCACGCCGUCUCCGUCCGCCCCCGCCGCUCCGCAGUCUCCUCCGCCUCCGCCGCAUCCUCCCCGCAGCAGCCGCCGGCACUGGGCGACGGCGACGACGCCAACAGGCCCACCGGCGUGCCCGUGCCCGAGCCCUUCUCCCGCGACGCCGCUAUCGCGCUGCCUCGGCCGUUGACAAGCGCGGAUCUGAUGGGGCAGGCCAGGGGGAAGGCCUCAGGGGUGCCCGGGCGCCACGGAUCUGCAGAGCGGGGAUGGAAAGGAAGAUGUUAUUAUCAAGGGAGCCUGAAGAGCGAAGCUAGAAGCAGGUGAGCUAUCCAUACCAAUGAGUUGAAAUUUGCACAUGGGGUCCUCGUCGUGUUUGGCCAGAAUUCAGUCCAUUUUCUCAUCAGUGUUUUCUUUUAUGGAUUCACACAAGAAGUUCUUCAUCUAUAUGAAACCUAUAUUUCGACAGUAGCAAUUUGAGAAAGAUCUUAUGGGUGCAAACCUAGAGGAAUACAAGCCAUGUAGGCACGUACAGCUAGAAGCAUUGUCACAAAUAUGAUCAUUUUAGUAAUUUACCAUGUAAAUAGUACUACCAUGCUAUCUCUAGCCAAACAACUUGAUCAAUGCACGAGGAACUCAAAUUUCACAUUUAUUUUAGUUUAAUCCCCUUACAUUUAUUGGAAAUAUGCCCUAGAGGCAAUAAUAAAAGGAUUAUUAUUAUAUUUCCUUGUUCAUGA
This is a messenger RNA of Triticum dicoccoides, 1013 nucleotides long. RefSeq names its product formin-like protein 5. The record is from RefSeq and is a predicted model, not a curated record. Bases 1 to 603 code for a protein of 200 amino acids. NCBI's taxonomy places the organism in Eukaryota, Viridiplantae, Streptophyta, Magnoliopsida, Poales, Poaceae. The transcript has 5 exons.